UUGAAGACACUAAAAGGAACUAGGAAGCUGCAUUCCAUCAAGGGCACACCAGACGGAGCUGUAAUGACAAGAAACUUGUCAUGUUUUUGUCACUCUUGCCUUGCCUCUGCUGAAAGUGGGUGUGUGAAUGAGACUAUGUGGACAAAAUGCAGAAAUCUGUCAUUUUCACCAGACCACCGAAAGUUCUUGAGUACAACCUCCCAACCGACUCAACACCGACUGCUUCCAGCAUCUCAUCCAGUGUUGCAAUCCACAUUGCAUCUAGCAAUGCAGUCGGCAACGCAUCCAGCAGUGCACCCAGCAUCAGAUUGGGCAACGCAUCCAGCAACCCAUCCGACACCGUAUCCGACACGGCAUCCAGCAUCGCAAUAAAUGAUUUUGUGGCAGUGCAGGUCUCCUGUGUGGGGAAGCAAAUGACGAAGAAGAUGCAUAUCGCAAAGGUCAUUAACAUUCUUCCAGCGGACCAGUUUGUGCUUUCAUACAUGAUGCAAAGCAACAGCCAUAACAACCUGUACACGUGGCCGCCUGGAGAGGAAGUUUUUUUUGUUCACCCUAUAUUAGAUAUUAUUUGUGUGCUCAAAGAGUCACUUACAUUUAUUGGUUCUCGUAUGUUUUCUCAAUUUGACAUGUCUCACGCUCAGCAAAAGUUGUCUUGCACAAACGAACAGUAAUUUUUAACUAAUAAACUGCAUGCGGUAUGAUUUGGAUGUACAUGUAACGGGAAACGGUUUCCCGUUACAUCCACACCUUCGUCAUAAACUGACGCUGUACUUGCAUUUGUUAAUGUUCCCAUAAAAAGUGUGUUUCUUAUUAAUAGGGUGCUUAGUCUAACAAAUCAUUGCCUUUAUACUACACAUGGUUUUGUUUUACAUCCACGCCCUGUGAAUUCCUUAACGAUAAUAACAAAGGUGUGUUGUGUUGGCAGAUAUUUUGCACAGAAUCACUGAUAUACAUACUACACAUGUAUAUCUAACUAAAAAAUGUGGGUUAUGUUGGCAUAUAUUUUGCACAGACAGACUGAUGACACAAUGCAUCUUGGCUAAAAACUGUUUCUGACUUUUAACUUAUAAACUGCAUACGAUUAGAUUUGGAUGUACAUGUAAUGGGAAACGGUUUCCCGUUACAUCCACACCUUCUUCAUAAACUGACGCUGUACUUGCAUUUGUUAAUGUUCCCAUAAAAAGUGUGUUUCUAAUUAUACAUGUACAGUGUAGUAGGGUGCUUAGUCUAACAAAUCAUUGCCUUUAUACUACACAUGGUUUUGUUUUACAUCCACGCCCUGUGAAUUCCUUAACGAUAAUAACAUAGGUGUGUUGUGUUGGCAGAUAUUUUGCACAGAAUCACUGAUAUACAUACUAUAUCUAAAAAAAAAAAAUGUUUCCCAGUUUAUAAUUACUCUCGUGUUGAAGGGAAAAGUUUUUGGGAGUUGAUGUUUAGCUGGUAAAACUGAAAACUAUACAUGAUGUAUGAUGUGGUUUGGAUGUAAUGGGAAACGGUUUCCUGUUACAUCCACAACCUCUUCAUUAACUCUUGCUAUACUUGCGUCAGUUAAAACACUAAUUAAUUUUCUGGUAAUUUCUGUCUUAAUAUGGAUCGACUGUUAUGUGAAAAUUAAUAAAUGAAAUUAUCAAACACAGAAGUGUUAAUGCUUAUGAUGUAUAAAAACUUUGUUUUAGUUUGGUUGGAACAAGACAAGAAAAUACUUUGAUUGUAAACGACAACAAAAUGUUUUGGGCAAUGGGAGUCUCAAAUUCUUUUUAAAAAAUUUUUUUAUGAAAGGUUCACCCAACCUCAAUUACUACAUAACCUUUCGAUGAUGAAAUAAAUUUUCUAUAUGUUCUGAUAGCUUCAACUAAAAUAAAAAUAGUUUCCAAUGUUACAUCCAGAACCUUCUAGUCUUCACUAUAUUCGGUGCCUAAUUAUAGUUUGUCUGUCAAUGUUAUCAUUUUCAUUUUUUUUUUUAUGUGAAGUAUAAACAAUCAGCUAUCCAAAUGUGAGUCUUUCUUCAAAAUCAAAGAAACUUGAAUUUUUGGCCUGUAUGUCACCAUUUGUUCCUCAACUUCAUGGAAAGACCCAUAUGUAGACGACUAACAAAAUAAAUAAAUAAAAAGGUGUACAGCUCUUGUUUUGCUCUUCAAAUAUGAUGUGCAACUGAAUGGUUGAUAAAUUUGAGAAUUUGUAACUGAAAUGACAUCGACAAUGUGGCAGGACAAAUUGUAACGCGUGUUGCCGUAACGCACACGUGUUACCUUAAAUUUUGAGAUAUGUAGAGCAAAACAAUAAAAAAGGUCUAUACUUACUAUUUUGCUCUUUAAAUAUAAUGUGCAACUUAUAUUGGUCAAGAUUUUAGAGAAAUUGUAACUCAAUAAUUGAAAUGACUUACAAACAAUGUAGCUGGGAAAAAUUGUAACGCGUGUCACCAUAACGCGUGUUACCGACUAUUUUGCAAUUUUCUAAAAAAGUAACACUUGAUAUUUUUUUAUUACUCCAGUUUAAUAAACCUUAGCAUAGUACUUGAUGACAAUAUAAACCAAUUUGUUGUAGACUGGUUACUUUAAGGACAAAAUUGAGAUAAAGUUUGAUAUUUUUUUGGCCUUUCCAUUCAGCGUAACGCGUGUUACCGAUUUUUUCUGAGCUCUCUCAGCUAAACCAGUUGAUCUUUCAUUUUUGUUUGAUUAUUGGGAUCUAGCCUAGAACCUUGGGUUUACAAAAGAUGAACACUCAAAUCAAAUUAGUCUUGCAGCCAGAGAAUGGAGAAUGAUGAAGGACCCUAUAAAACGUAAUGCGUGUUACCGCGAAAUCGCCCACUUGCAUAUUGUACUUUUACAUAGUGUGCAUGGUGUUAAGGGCCUCGAAUUUAACACUGGACCACAGGCCCAGUUAUAUUAGCCCCGGACCAGUAAACUUUCGACCGAAUAGCUUUGGCAGU
Messenger RNA from Asterias rubens (European starfish), 2929 nucleotides. RefSeq lists its product as uncharacterized. The record is from RefSeq and is a predicted model, not a curated record. NCBI's taxonomy places the organism in Eukaryota, Metazoa, Echinodermata, Asteroidea, Forcipulatida, Asteriidae. The coding region runs from base 147 to 671 and encodes 174 amino acids. The transcript is spliced from 3 exons.